AUGGGAGGUGUGGCGGGUGUUCGCCCCACCGAGGUGGUUAUUAUAGGUGCAGGAACCGCAGGAGAAUAUGCAGCCAAAUCGGCUUUGGGACUGGGGGCCACCGUAAAGGUUUUCGAUUAUUCAUCCCAUCGGUUAAGGGCCAUUCAAGACCACGUUGGACAGCGCAUUUCUACAUCGUUUAUCGAGCCCAAAGAGUUAUCUAAAUCGUUAAUGCGAUGCGAUGUGGCCAUAGGCGCUCUUUACCAUCAGGGACGAAUGCCCAAUGUGGUUUCAGAGGCCAUGGUCACUAGGAUGAAAUCGGGAUCGGUGGUGGUGGAUUUAAGCAUCAAUCAUGGAGGGUGUUUUGAGACAUCCGAAAUGACCACCCAUGAAAAUCCAACG
Messenger RNA from Notodromas monacha, 381 nucleotides. The record is from the annotation of a GenBank genome assembly. Lineage: Eukaryota; Metazoa; Arthropoda; Ostracoda; Podocopida; Cyprididae.